This is a messenger RNA of Budorcas taxicolor (takin), 470 nucleotides long. RefSeq names its product transmembrane protein 273 (gene TMEM273). Lineage: Eukaryota; Metazoa; Chordata; Mammalia; Artiodactyla; Bovidae. Bases 19 to 402 code for a protein of 127 amino acids. The record is from RefSeq and is a predicted model, not a curated record. The transcript has 7 exons.
CCUGAGCAGAACGCCAGCAUGUGCUCUGCGGCCAGAACGCUGACAGUCCUCCUCCUUCUCCUUGAUGUUGGGGCCGCUCAAGUGUUAGCAACAGGCAAGCCUGCUAGCGCUGAAACUGAUAUCAAAUAUGCCAUCAUCGGGACUGCUGUGGGCAUCGCCAUAUCGGCCGGCUUCCUGGCCCUGAAGUUCUGCAUGGUCAGGAAGCACAUGUUUGAUGACGAUUCCUCCGACCUGAGAAGCGCAAAUGCGGGCUUCAGCGGAAUAAGGGGAAAGAGAAAAGAGUGUCUUCAGCACACUGAGAGGCAUCCCAAAUCUCCUGCGGAGACCAUUGCACUAAAGAAGAGAACGGCAAGGUUAAACCUCAAUUUCUCCGAAAGAAAUGCACAUGUGAUUGAGCUCUGAGUGAGCAGCUUCUUCAGGAGGGCACUCUGGACAGCUACUCAUUGGAGACAGCUUGAAUUUGAGCAUCC